UCAGACCGGCUGAACUGAUAGCACAGUCAGAUAUGUGGCCUUCCACCCUCACCCGUCCGUCUGGAUGAACCCGCCCCCGCUCCUCUAUAAAUCCAGCCCCGGUGGAGCGCGUGGGGAGACGGGCGGCUGGAAGCACGUCCCAUCGCUGCAGCCCCGUGGCACUGAGACGCCUCCGCCCCGUGGAUUAGGACAGGAAUGGCCGACGCGGCCAAACCCAGGGCCUCUUUCCUCAUAGAGGACAUUCUCUCUCUGAAGGACGGCGCGAAAUGCUGCUCGCAGAAGACGGAGAGGCGUUCACCGUGGACGGAGGGAUCUGAGGCGCUGUCAGAGCAGCUUGGCCCCGAGGGCACGGCCUUUGGAGUGGAGACAGAGUCUUUGGACGCGUCCUGUCCCGGCACCUCAGAGCCCGGCGGCUUCUCCUCCCCCUCCGCCGGCAAACAGAAGCGCUCCAGAGCCGCGUUCACACACCUGCAGGUGCUCGAGCUGGAGAAGAAAUUCAACCACCAGAAAUACCUGUCCGCCCCGGAGAGAGCUCACCUGGCCACCGCCCUCCGACUGACGGAGACCCAGGUCAAAAUCUGGUUUCAGAAUCGGCGCUACAAGACCAAGCGAAAGCAGCAGACGCCCGGGUUCUGCAAGGACCUGUGCAAUAUGGACGGACUGAGAGGCGACGUGGUCCGGAGUUCACUGAUCACCUCCUUCUGCAGAGCGCACCAGUACAGACCCUACCUGUGGGACUACAGCGCCCCAUGGGGAGCAGCACUCUGGUGAAUGGGACAUUAUGCAGUAAACUAUGACUUGUAUUCACGAAGCCAUUUUUAGUGCCUCUCGCGUUCUGUAUUUUGAUUCCUCAUUAUUAUUUGGCCCACGGUUUGAUUUCAGUGCAGUAUUUAAGUAAAAGGGUCCCAAAGCUUUUGGGGAACACGUUUUUUCAGCUCAAACUAAAGGUGAGCGUGUCUGUCAUCACUUUUUGUGAUAUAUUAUGUAAGACAAAUCAGAGCAAAACAUAACGAAUCAUAAACUCAGUUUCUACUUUUUUGAAGAAUGUGUGUAUUUAUUACUUUUAUUUAUUGUAGCUUUGUGGUGGAUACUGUAUGCACAAUGACUGACAGUUUGAGUGUUUGAAUGGCAACUUGCUAUCAACUGCAAGUGUGAAGGGAGAUUUGGAUCAAAGCUACAGAAGGUCUAUAAGAACAUUGAAAACGUUACGGCUGCGUUUAAAGUGCAUCCAUCCAGUAUCUGCAGCGUUGAAGAAGGCACUGCAGACGACCCGGCUGUCAUCAGGCGAGAGGCCAGAACAGGUCAACGGUCCCUCACAGGACCAACACAGGCUUCUGGCUGAAUGAAAGACAGCAUAGUUUCAUUGACUCAAAGAUCACACCUCAAUCACAAGGUGCUGGUUUUGCACGUCACUGUGUUAAGAAGUGACUCGUCGGACCACGAUUGUAAUCGAUCACGGCCUGUUUGUUGACGUGACACGUGAGCAGAGAGGUUGAUAACAGGAUCAGCAGCUAUUGGAGGAAACAACAGGUUACAAAGCUAAGGACUCAGCUUCCUCCUCAGCGUGAUGUCGAUGCCUCUUUCAUCACAAGGUGCAGCCUUGAGUGUAUCAGCGCCCAAAUCACAUUAGAGGUAUUGAAGGGUGCAGUACAUUAAAUUUGACUCUUUCCAAAACCCACAAUGUGAAGAUAAUACACCACAAAUAACAACACACCAGCGAUUACAAUCAUUUCAAUCAUGACAAAGACGUUUCCCUCAUGUCACAAAUGGAAAAUUAAAAAGCUUCCAGAAAUUCCACAAGUCAUCUGUCUGUUGCAUAAACUAACACUGAACCGCAUCCAUACUGUAAAAACGCAUGCCAGAAUAGAGACACUGCUUCACUCUAGUGAUAAGAGGCCAGGCAGCCUUCAGGUUGUUAGGAAGGGCACAAGCGAAGUGUGAUGGACCUGAUAAAGACAGAGUUAAACCAUUUGACUGCGUGAAACCAACCGCCUCCUAUUCAAACAAGCACGAAGCCUCAUAUUAAGACGCUGUGACAGCAGCAGACGUCAAAUCGCGCCCUGCUCCUUU
Betta splendens (Siamese fighting fish) is the source of this 2070-nucleotide messenger RNA. It is a transcript of the gene nkx3-1, whose product is annotated as NK3 homeobox 1. Gene Ontology annotation, molecular function: DNA-binding transcription factor activity, RNA polymerase II-specific; RNA polymerase II cis-regulatory region sequence-specific DNA binding. The coding region runs from base 196 to 771 and encodes 191 amino acids. Gene Ontology annotation, biological process: regulation of transcription by RNA polymerase II; cell differentiation. NCBI's taxonomy places the organism in Eukaryota, Metazoa, Chordata, Actinopteri, Anabantiformes, Osphronemidae. The transcript has 2 exons. Gene Ontology annotation, cellular component: nucleus. The record is from RefSeq and is a predicted model, not a curated record.